GCAGCCCGUGGCUUUAUUUGCCAACGCUCUCGGAGACUUACGGUAGAACUCAAGGGGAGGCGGGACUUCCGCAGCACGUAAUUCUUCACGUAGAGGGGCCGCGUGUGUAGGGAUCGUGUUGGGCUGAGGACAUGGCCAAGAGCCUGAGGAGCAAAUGGAGGAGGAAGAUGCGGGCGGAGAAGAGGAAGAAGAACGCGCCCAAGGAGCUGGAGAGGCUGAAGAGCAUCCUGCGGAACGGCGCGGACGUCGUCAUGGAGGAGGUGAAGGAGGUGGCGACCGUGCUGCCCGCCAACGAGGUCCUGGAGAAGCAGGGUGACAGCAAAAUGGAUGUAGAUAAUAAAAGAAAUAAAAAAACUCUCCUAGACCAACACGGACAGUACCCGAUAUGGAUGAAUCCCAGGCACAGAAAGAAGCUUAAGGCAGAGCGCUUAAAAGGAAAGAAAAAACCAAAGGUAGCCAAAGGCCUCGCCUGGUAGACACCAAUUUUGUGAGAUUGUGGAUAUUUUAGUUUUCAAAAUAAAUAUUCUAUACCAGCUACAUAUA
Molecule: messenger RNA, 543 nt
Organism: Coturnix japonica (Japanese quail)
Lineage: Eukaryota; Metazoa; Chordata; Aves; Galliformes; Phasianidae
Gene: LLPH
Product: LLP homolog, long-term synaptic facilitation factor
Biological process (GO): dendrite extension
Cellular component (GO): nucleolus
Molecular function (GO): RNA binding
Source: RefSeq, a predicted model, not a curated record